Ectocarpus sp. CCAP 1310/34 is the source of this 1197-nucleotide messenger RNA. The record is from the annotation of a GenBank genome assembly. Lineage: Eukaryota; Phaeophyceae; Ectocarpales; Ectocarpaceae.
AUGUCGACCGGCACGGCCGAUGUGGGCGGCGGCGAGGACGACCGCCGCAGCAGCAGCGGCCGCGGUAGCGGCGGCAGCGGCGGCAGCGGCGGCGACAGCAGUAGCCGCGGUAGCGGCGGCAGUGGCAGCGACAGCAGCAGCGGUGGCAGCAGCGUCGAUGACGGCGGCAGCGACAGCAGCAGUGGCAGCGACAGCGAGACGGAUCUCCCGGCGCUCUGUGGGCCAGAGGCCCGGCGGCUCGCCCGCUUCGACAAGCCGGCGGAACUCACCAGCCGCCGCACUAGGGAGAACCCUCGCCGAAAUCCGAGGUACGAGUCGCCCCCGUCGCCGCCCACAUCGGCCCCGUCGCCGACAAGUGCCGAAGCCCUGCUCGCCUCGGUGGCGAGCCUGCCCGACAGCAGCACGGAGGAGUUCACCCGCUGGAUGCUCUCGGCAGUACUUCACGUGGCGGAGGGGCUAGAGGCGAGGGUGGACCGAAGCGGGAUGACGAGAAGGGAGGGGAGGGAGGCCAUUGGCAGCAUGUUGUGGGUGUCGACGUUCUCGCGCCCAGACGUCUCGUUCGCCGUACGUGCGGUAGCGCGCCACGCCCACGCCCCGGCGAAGCGGCACUGGGAUGCCAUACAGAAGAUCCUCGGCUACCUGAAAGGGACGAGGGACCUCGGCAUCACCUACCAACGGGGAUCGGGGUUAGGGCUGGCCGUGUACGUAGACGCUAGCUACGCCGACACGGAGGACAAGCGUUCGGUGACAGGGAUGGCGACGACGGUUGGAGGUACCGUCGUCAGCCAUGGUAGCAAGACACAGAGCAUUCUGUCUCUGUCUUCGACGGAAGCCGAGUACAUUGCUGCCGGGGAGGGUGUCAAGGAGGCGUUGUUUGUGCGUGCUGUGCUUUCGUUUGUCGCCCCAGAGACCAGUGGUAGCAGCAUCAAGGUCCUUGAGGACAACCAGGGGGCCAUAGCGUUGGUGCAGAACCCCCUCAGCUCAGGUCGCACGAAACACAUCGACGUGAGGUAUCAUUUCAUCCACGGAUUGUUUAGGUCGGGGGAUAUAUCGGUCAAGUUCGUUCCGACAACGGAGCAACACGCGGACCUCCUAACCAAGGCCCUUAGCAGGGCCAAUCUGCAGUACCACCGGCGCAAGUUGAUGAAUUUGCCGGAGUAACUGCAGCAGUUUCUAGCACUUGGGAGAGGCCACGUU